Molecule: messenger RNA, 786 nt
Organism: Thecamonas trahens ATCC 50062
Lineage: Eukaryota; Apusomonadida; Apusomonadidae
Exons: 2
Coding region: 1-786 (261 amino acids)
Source: RefSeq, a predicted model, not a curated record
AUGGGCUGGCGGGCCGGCGGUGUUGCGACUGGCGACGGACUGGACGGCAAGGGCAUGGGCGGAGAUGCGGCAGACAGUGUUAUGUGGUCGCACUUUAUUGAUGCGGAGGGUCUGGCGCGCCCACUGACGGCUGGGCCGGUGCCUGAGCUGGUCCGCCCGCUGCGGGCUGCGCGGACGCUGACAGCGUUUGCGGCCGGAGUGGAGAGCGCCAUGGGUGCCGAGGGCAGGGCCGCAAGGCAGGAAGAACUCGGCAAGACGCUUGCGGCGCACAUCGAGGCGAUGGGCAUGCGGCCGUCGGCGAUGGUGUCUCUGGCUGCAGCGUCCGGGGUGGCAGCGGGCGCAGCGGCAGGUGCCGGCGGGCUCGAAUCCAAGGCCGGGCGCGAGCUGGCGACGGUCCGCUCGCUGCUCUCUGAGUUUUUCAACGACCAGAUCCGAGCGGUUUACGAGGCUGCAAGCCAGUGCGAGAGCACGCUUGCGCUCAUCCGUUCCUAUCCCGAGGGCGCGCCGCCGGAGCAGGUGGCGUACGAGGCGAGGAUGGCCAACGAGUUGGAGCUCGCGCUGGGCGAGCUUGAUCGGGCCAAAAGCGUGCUCGCGCAGUGCCGUGACGAGCAACUGGCAGCUCUGGCCGAGGACAACGGCGGAGCACAAGAGGCUCGUCAGGAUGGGCCUGGUGAGGGCGGUUUGGACGAUGCUGGGAAGGAGCCCGGUCUGGAUGCUGGCACGUUUCUUCUUUCGGCGCGACAGCAGGCGAGUCGCGUGCUUGUCUGGCUUGCAGGUGUGGUGUAA